GCGCAAAACCGCCUUUUCACCAUAGUUAAUUUCGCUAAAUAACCACCGUCGGCGGUGAGUGAAAGCCGUGAGGAGAUGAAGCUGACGGAUAACGUGCUGCGCAGUUUCCGAGUGGCCAAGGUGUUCCGGGAAAACACCGACAAGAUCAACUGCUUCGACUUCUCCCCCAACGGCGAGACGCUCAUUUCCAGCAGCGACGAUGACUCUAUCGUACUGUACGACUGCCAGGAGGGGAAACCAAAACGAACACUCUACAGUAAGAAGUAUGGGGUGGACCUGAUCAGAUACACACAUGCAGCAAAUACCGUGGUUUACAGUUCUAACAAAAUUGAUGAUACCAUCAGGUAUUUAUCACUCCACGAUAACAAGUACAUUAGAUACUUCCAUGGUCACAGUAAAAGAGUUGUAGCAUUGUGCAUGUCUCCGGUGGAUGACACGUUCAUGUCCAGUUCCCUGGAUAAAACCAUCCGAUUGUGGGACCUCAGAUCACCUAAUUGCCAGGGUUUAAUGCAUCUUCAGGGGAGACCAACGUGCUCCUUUGAUCCUGAGGGACUUAUAUUUGCAGCUGGUGUAAAUUCAGAGAUAAUUAAACUUUAUGAUCUACGGUCAUUUGACAAGGGUCCUUUUGCCACAUUUAAGAUGCAGUAUGAGCGAACAUGUGAAUGGACAGGAUUGAAAUUCAGCAACGAUGGAAAGCUUAUGCUGGUAUCCACCAACGGUGGUAUGGUUAGGCUGAUUGAUGCAUUUAAAGGGGCAGUGCUGCAAACAUUUGCGGGAUACAACAACAACAAAGGUAUUAGUUUGGAGGCUUCAUUCACACCCGAUUCUCAGUUUGUGAUUAUAGGGUCAGAGGAUGGUAAAGUUCACGUGUGGAAUGCAGAGAGUGGGUUAAAAGUUGCUGUUCUGGAUGGAAAACAUACAGGCCCUGUCUCUUGUCUUCAGUUUAAUCCCAAAUUCAUGACAUUUGCCAGUGCAUGCUCCAAUAUGGCAUUUUGGUUGCCUACAAUUGAUGACUGAAGUGUCUCAUCUUCUUGAACACACUGAAGAAUUAACAGCCAACUGACUCCAAGUGUUCCAGUUGUUUUGUCUAUAGAUUGGCUGAAAGAUCGGCAGGGUUUUUUUUGUAUGUCCUUACAUCAGCCACUGAGAUAUUGAUGGACUACAGAUGUAUCACCACUGAAUACUACAGUUGAUUUUAGUAGAAGCAGAAAAAUCCCCACCCCACCUCCAGCAUUAUAACUUCAAUCCCAUGUCUCAUUCUUUCUUUCUCGCUUUGGGAUGUGCCAACUGAUUACUUUUUAAUAACCAUUAUUGAAACUGUUAAUUGAAUAUGUUGGGCAUCACAGUAGCCAGGCAGUAUUCUGAUCAACCCCCGGUGUGUUUUGGUGUUUCUCAGCCAACAAUUAUUGCCAGUCACCCAGGUAUUUACUAACAUUCCACUUCAGUAUUUCAUCGUAAUGAAAGGAAGACAGGAUCUUGAUUAGAUUAAUGGUUGAGAAGAUAGUUGGAGGGGGAUUAAUUUGCUGAGUAUUGAGAUUUAAAAGCAUGUCUUUUCUGUGUUUUUGUUUUAUCUCAAUUUUGUUCAGGAAUGUCUUUCUAUAUUGUAGAUUUCUGUACAGUGUAAAACUUUGCUUCACCUUAAAACAAAGCUUUACUUUGUUUCAAAGUGUUUGCCAUUGUUUGCUUUGUGUAAAUAUUUGGGCGCGUGCGAAGUCUUAUUUUGUUUCUUUAAUGUGAAUUCCAUUUGCAAUUUUUCAAGAGUCAAGUAAGAUCUAAGAUGGCCCAGUGCUGAAAGCACACUUCUGUAGUCGUGGCAAACAAACCAGCUCAGUUGUAUUUUUAUUCCAUCUCCAUAAUUUUGAAUUAUGGACUUUUUUUACAGAAACUUCUCAAAAUAAUUGUGAGAUGUGCUUUGGAGUAUUUGAAGUUGCUUUUAGUUUGGGUGUUUUAAUGUGCCAAAGAAAAGUAACAAUGAUAAAGUGACGCACACUUACUCUUGCUGAAACUGACAAUUCCUAAUUUGCAUCUGGUUUAGGCAACUGUGUAAACUACAGACAUGAGGAUUUUUAUGAGCUCGUCGGGGCCGAAGUUAUUUCAAUUGUUGAAUGUAAUUUUUUUGUCUUUUAGAUGCUUAUUUUAAAGGGAAAUAUUCAGAUAUGCAUCUAGCUACAGAAUCUAGUCCAUUAGACUAAGAUGAGAAAGCAGGAUUCGGGUACCAGAAUCCCCUUCCUGCUAUGGCUGGUUGACCAAAAGACUGUUGAACUAAAUGUGUACAGAUGCCCAAGGCUCGGUUCAGUUAUACCGAUCAAAGCGUAGUAGACUCAACAUGUUUGAGCUCUUCGAACACUGGUCGUGUGAAAUGCAAAAUAUUGUAAUUAAGACUGUGGCAGUUGGGAACAGCUUGACCUUUGACUUGUCAUUUGUGGAGAUUUGAGGUUCUUAUUUUUUUAAAUUUCAUUGUCUGAAAUCAUGUAAAGUGAAGCACAAUGUGAUGUCUGUAAUUCCUUCAACUUGCAUUGUUCAAUAGUUUUAAAUGACUGUUUACUGAUGCAGUAACUCCUCGAAGAAUACAGUACAUCUUCAACAGGGUGCAGUCCACUGACACCAUCUCAUGACAAAAAUAUAUUUUGUACAUGAUGUCCAAGCAGUAACAAUUCAAAUUGCUGUGGUCUAAGGAAGUGUAAGCAACUGACCCUAACCAGUCACUUAUGAAAUAAUUUCUAUAAUAUCCUGAAUUCUGUGGUAUGUGCUGUUUAGCAUUAACACUCACAUCUAUUCAAGCACUCAUUUCAAGACACAAAAUCUGGAUUAACUUUUUUUCAUAAAGUCUUGCAAUAAACUAUUAUGUAAUAUGUAUGCAACACCUAAAGUAAUUAAAUUGAGGUCAGUGUUAUUGUAUGACAUUUACUCCAUAAAAGGACAAUUGUGGUGCAAAUUAUAUCUCCAGAGAUUCUGACUUGGAUUCUGUGGAUAGGAGGUUCCUAUAACCAUUAUUUCUUGUGGGAGUUUCUUACUUUGUAAAUGGGUUUGUUUCCCUAUUUAUAGUACUUACGAUUAUACAGUUCUACAUGAAAAAUAGUAUCCUUUAAAAAGUGACAGGAACAUCUAUGUACCAUCUCAUGGAAAAUGGGAGGGCAUAACUUAGUGGCAUUAACCUACUUAUCCAAGGAUAGUGAAGGAAAACAGGAUGGUGUGUCACCCUGCAUCAUUGCAGUUCCUUGUAAGCAGGGGUAUUGGUGAAGGUAAGAUUAGGUCGGUCAUCCUCCACCCUCCUGGCCCAGUUAAAAGUACAGUUAGGAAGAGAUACAAGGAAGAGUUUAAAAAUCCCUGAGCUUUAGGGAACUAAAAACAGUGAGUGACCUUUACAGUUUACUCCUGUAAAUAUUAUCUGGGUGGCAUUCUUUUAACUUCAAAUGGCUUUUACAAAAAGCUGCUGAUGGAAAUAUUGUAUCAAUGGGAUAAACUGCUGGAAAUCUUUGUAAACUGUAAAAUUAAAUUGUCAAUAUGUGUUUUUCAUGAA
Callorhinchus milii (elephant shark) is the source of this 3520-nucleotide messenger RNA. RefSeq names its product WD repeat domain 82 (gene wdr82). Gene Ontology annotation, cellular component: Set1C/COMPASS complex. The record is from RefSeq and is a predicted model, not a curated record. Lineage: Eukaryota; Metazoa; Chordata; Chondrichthyes; Chimaeriformes; Callorhinchidae. Gene Ontology annotation, molecular function: chromatin binding; protein binding. The transcript is spliced from 9 exons. Bases 76 to 1017 code for a protein of 313 amino acids.